GUUUGAACUUCAUUGAGCUUUCUUUCAAACAAAAAUAAUAACGAUUUUAUACAGUUACAGUUAAUUAACUAAUUGAAAACCAACACAAAGCUUUGUUAUAAACUAAAGUCUGCUAGGCUUCAUGGGAAUAGUUUUUAACGUUGAAUAAGGUAGUUAAAAAAAAAAACAAAAUGACUGUGCUGGAAUCGUGUUGGUCUCCUUGCAUUUGGUCCACUGAUACUAAAAUGGGAAGCAAGUUGGUAGCGGUUUACACUACCGCUAUGAGCAUAGUACUGAUUACGUUCAUAGGAUAUCAAAUGGACGGAGGCGAUUCAACGCAGCUGUGGAACCCAUUAUUUGAAGCUGAUGUCCGCGGAUCCUUACAAAUAUUUGGAACAAUAUUUAUAAUAAUAUUGACACUGUUGAUAAUUUUUUCAAUUUUAAUGGUCAUAGGCAUCAACAUAUGGAUGAGAGGUUUUAUAUUACCAUGGCUCUCAACAAUGGGAUUCAUCAUAGUAUUUCAGUUCAUUUUUGGUCUUUGGCUGCUGGGUGGAUAUUAUAUUUAUUUGGAUGCCACAUUUGCAGCUCUGGCUGAUUUCCUAUGGAUGGCAUAUAAUAUAUACUGUUGGCUGUGCGUGUUCUCUCAGUACCAAAUAAUAUUGGAAAUGCAAUCUCCAAAUAUUGAAAUCUUAGUUGAAUAUUAAGUUUCUAUGACCUACUUUAUUUAAGGAAAGAAAAGAAACAUCUACUAAGGUUUUUUAAAUAAACAAAUGCAAGUUAAAUGCGUAAGUUACACUUUAAAGAAAAUCUAUGGCCAUUAAUUCAUAAUAUGUACUCAAAUGUAAUCAAAAAAUUCCAAUGUGUUCUUUUUAUUUAAUAAGUUUAUUUUUAAUCACAGAUUUAGAUAUUAGUAAUUUUAGAUUUAAGCUACCUCUCACAUUACAAAGUAUAUAGUUUUUUUUAAGGUGAAAACAUUGCUAUAACUUUGCUUUGAAUCUCAAUACAUAUUAUUAUAUAGAAUGCAGUUUGAUUACAUUUUUGCUUGAAAUUUAAAAGUAAAAGAUUAGAUUAAAAAACUUGGAAUACUUUAUGAAUAUCACAUGAGAAUCAUUUAUUUAAAGUGUUCUACAAUUGGUGACAGUACAAACUGUCAUUGUGACACUAUGAUAUUUGAUAAAAAAAACCUACAUAUUGUGAAAUUGACCGUAAAAUAUUUUGUUACAUAAAUUAAGAUGCCUAUGAAAUCAGAAUUAUCAAGAUUUUUAAAGAAACGUGUUUAUUGUUUUGUUUUUCUGAAGUGACAUUUGUAGCCUACUCGGUUGGACUAUAUAUAAGUGCCUAUCUAAUACGUGUUCAUUAACUAUUUUCAAAUUUGAAAAUAAACUAUAUAACUUUAAAUAUCCGAUAAAUAAAAACCCGCAUUCUGUUCAUAACUAUGUGUAGUGUAUUAUUGCCCAUUCAGAGCAAUAAAAAAAUCAUUAUUAUUAUAUUUAAUGUAUAUUAUUGUAUACUUAAUAAGUUAGAAAUAUGAAUCCGUCCAAAAACAAGACUAAAAAUAUGUAAAUAAUUAUUAUAAUUGCAUUAUUAUGUUGUAGUGCCCUCUGUGAGCACGCAGUGAAUUGAGAAUAGAAAAAAAAAACAUAAGUAACUCGAUUACUUUCAUUGCACUGUACAGAUUUUCAGUAGUACUUACUAACUUUAAGCCUGGAGCUUCAUUUGCGUGAGCCACGCCUUAUCCCUGUAUGGGCGGAAGGCCCCUACUCCACAUAUCUGACCCAGGCGACGAGGCAACCCAAAGCUGCCGUCGGUGAUUUUAGGCCCCUCAAGCACCGGCCACCGUCCUCGUUGAACUCGUCGAUUUCGAUGAGCAAACUAACCCACAAACUCAACACAAUGAGUUUCUCGCUAGAUCUUCUCACUGGGUCGAGAUUCCGAUUCGGAAAUAGAUUCUACGAAGUACGGCUCUCGAUACGGCGUCUUGGCUUACUAGAGAAGCGCUCUCCUUUACCGCCUCCCCACCACACUGCAGCUUGAUUGAGGAUCACUUCCCAUGAUCUCAGGUCGGGCAGUGAUCUUUCCUGAGCGGAGUGGGUAGAAGCACAGAGAGGUAUGGUGCUGUGUUCGUAGGGGUCGAUUCUGGGUCCGCUCCUGUGGGACAUAGUGAGAUUUCCUAAGCGAACGG
Molecule: messenger RNA, 2161 nt
Organism: Bombyx mandarina (wild silkworm)
Lineage: Eukaryota; Metazoa; Arthropoda; Insecta; Lepidoptera; Bombycidae
Gene: pasi1
Product: septate junction component pasiflora 1
Biological process (GO): regulation of tube length, open tracheal system; septate junction assembly; establishment of glial blood-brain barrier
Cellular component (GO): plasma membrane
Source: RefSeq, a predicted model, not a curated record